Molecule: messenger RNA, 1667 nt
Organism: Passer domesticus (house sparrow)
Lineage: Eukaryota; Metazoa; Chordata; Aves; Passeriformes; Passeridae
Gene: SPSB4
Product: splA/ryanodine receptor domain and SOCS box containing 4
Exons: 6
Coding region: 754-1575 (273 amino acids)
Biological process (GO): proteasome-mediated ubiquitin-dependent protein catabolic process; intracellular signal transduction
Cellular component (GO): SCF ubiquitin ligase complex
Molecular function (GO): protein binding
Source: RefSeq, a predicted model, not a curated record
CGCCGGACAAUGAAGUCAAAAGACCUCAAACUUGUGCUUUUACAUUGUUUUUGAAAACACAGAACCAAAGGGCUGUAAGGAGACUAUUCAGGAUAAAAAGGGGACGUUUGUUUCUAGUAUGUUGCAGAUGCAUUUUAUUGAGUAACCCUGGUUUUCAUUUUCCUUUUGUCGUUAUUCCCAUACCUAUGGGAUCGCAGAGGACCCGACAGAAGCAGAGAGCUCCAGGUGGAGUCCCUGCUCUUGCAUUGACUGUCCCCAGAGCCCAGAUGCAAGCCUGUGACUGAUGUUUUCUAAAUGUUAACUGGUCCUAGAAGAAUUAGAAGUGCAUAGUCAAAGUAUCAGUUGUUCCAUGGACAGCAGAGGUGAUUCUUGCAGAAGAAAAUGACCUGUGUGCACUCUCAUCACAGAGAAAUACAAGUCCCAUUUCUUCUGACUUCUCAUCCAAAUCUUUGUGGUACUGGGGAACCCACCCAUCAGUAACUACUGCAGCACAAGCAGUAUUGACUGCUCAGUAUUGUGGCAACCUGGACCUGUGCAAGGCUCAGCUCUUGUGUUUGCAGCUACUGGCUCAACAAAUUGUUUUCCAAACUGAGCAUUUUUUACUCUGAAAACAUUGCUGCUAAAAAACUCCAAACAGGAGGAGUAAAUCCACUCAGCUUGUCAGGUCACUGGCUCAGUGUAACGGUGCUUUCAUGAGGUGACGUUGGGCCAAAGUCAACUUUUCUUUCUCCUUUGUAAACCUGCAGCCAAGCAAUGGGCCAGAAAAUCUCAGGGAGCAUAAAGUCUGUGGAUGUGAGGGAGCCCCCUUAUAGACCCGUGAAACGAGAGCUGAGAGGCCCGGAUUUCUGCAAGCCCGCGCGCCUGGACAUGCUGUUGGAUAUGCCCCCUGCCAAGCUGGAGGUCCAGUACAAACACGCUUGGAAUAACGAAGAUCGUUCGUUAAAUAUAUUCGUAAAGGAGGACGAUAAACUGACUUUUCACAGACACCCGGUGGCCCAAAGCACAGAUUGCAUCCGGGGCAAGGUGGGCUACACGCGGGGCCUGCACGUGUGGCAGAUCCACUGGCCCACGAGGCAGCGGGGGACUCACGCCGUGGUGGGCGUCUCCACGGCCGACGCGCCGCUGCACUCAGUGGGAUACACGUCCUUGGUUGGUAGCAACAAUGAAUCCUGGGGCUGGGAUCUGGGGCGCAACAAACUCUACCACAACUGUAAAAACCAGCCCGGGGUCACGUACCCCGUCUUUUUGGAACCAGAUGAGUCUUUUGUACUCCCAGACUCCUUACUGGUGGUUUUGGAUAUGGAUGAAGGGACGCUUAGCUUCAUGGUCGAUGGACAGUAUCUUGGAGUGGCCUUCAGAGGACUAAAAGGGAAAAAACUUUACCCCAUAGUCAGUGCAGUUUGGGGGCACUGUGAAAUUACAAUGAGAUACAUCAACGGACUUGACCCGGAACCCCUGCCUUUAAUGGACUUGUGCCGAAGAUCAAUACGUUUUGCUCUUGGCAGAGACCGCCUGCAUGACAUAGAAAUUCUACCUUUGCCUCUGUCUCUGAAAAAUUAUUUACAGUACCAAUAAGAAAUCUAGAACCCUCUGGCCUCACAUUGGACUUCAUCAAUGCAAAUGGCAGAAAAUUGUUUACAGCAAAAUAUAAAUCUUUGUGAUGGACA